UUGGAAGUCAAUCGAUUGGAAUCUGGAGGAGAAAAAAAGAGUAACUCCGAGGAGAAGGCGGGAAAUUCGGACAUAAUCAUUCGCUGCUUCCAACUUAACCUUUUUUUUGCUCGACCUUUUUUGCUCUCCGCCUUUGGGACCUUAACGGUAAUUUUAAUUUAAUAACAAUUCCAAAACUCCGACAAGAACAUCCGCCCUCCCCUUUCCACAAGAAGAAGACGUUCAUCUCUCGAUACACCCCUCUCAACGAUGUCAUCUUCUCGUGAAGGGCUCAAUCCUCUGCGCCCUUAUUACUUCCCCCCCUCCAUGGGCCUGGAGGCCGCCAACGCCACUUCAUCCCCUCCAGAUGCGUCAUCGGCCCAUGUUUUUGGAAGCUCUGCCCGCGACUUGCUGUCCGACUUGGACUACUCAGACUAUUUGGAAAACUCCCCCUCGGUAUCAAGCUGGAUUAAAGAUGCCUUGGACCGUGCACUUUGGAAAUAUACCAGUCUGUUGACCGCACAACCGUUUGACGUCGCGAAAACCAUUUUACAGGCCUAUGUCGUGCCGGGCAGCCAGGAUGGACAAUGGCUUAUGGAUGGCCAUCGGAGGCAAAGUUCGGGUGCUCAGGGCGAUCUCUAUGAUGAGGAGGAUGAGGAUGAGGAAGAAGAAGAGGGAGUUGAUGCGCUAUCCUCAGAUGAUGAGAGCAGUUACUUCACGUCGACAACCCCCGCCGCCUCAUCACCCUCAAACUCACGAUCUCGAAAAUCUCGACGCCAUAUCACUGAUCGAAUGGGUUACAUUCAGCCCUCAACCCCAUCGUCCCGGAACGCUUUGAAAAUCAAAAACCCAAGCUCCCUGAUGGAUGUACUGUCUCAGUUGUGGACUACCAGCGGACCAACAUCCCCAUGGAAAGCAACCAAUGCCACCUUCAUCUACUCCCUACUCCUCCCGACCUUGAACACAUUCAUUCGCAGUCUUCUGUCAGCCAUUGUGGGACUACCAGAGGACGAUAUUUCGUCCUCUAUGACAGCAGACAUUCUGACGUCGACCUCUCCAAUCGCUACCUUGGUCCUGUCAUUCAUCUCUACGUCCUUGUCUGCAUUGAUCCUCUCCCCGAUUGAUACGGCACGCACACUCCUCAUUCUCACGCCCGUCACUCAUGGACCCCGCUCCCUUAUACGUGCCAUCCGACAAAUCCCGACUCCCAACUGCACGGUACCCCCUCAUCUAGUCCCAAUCACGAUCCUCCAUUCGAGUUUGCCGAACUUCAUAAUGACCACCACCCCGCUCUUCCUGAAAUCGUACCUCUCCCUUGACCCCGUCCUCAACCCGUCCAUGUGGAACUUGUUUACUUUCAUGGGGUCCGGCUUGGAACUGGCAGUCCGGUUCCCUCUGGAAACUGUGCUGCGUCGCGCGCAGAUCGCUACUUUCACGUCCCCAAGCCUCCGCCAACAACCUACUAGUAGGCUACCUUCUGCAAAGCCCUCAGAGGCUGUUUCUGCAGCCCCAGAGAUCGAGACCAUCGUUCCGACACCCCGUACAUAUAGGGGUAUUGUCGGAACGAUGUGGGGUAUUGUCUACGAGGAGGGUGUUCAGCCGAAUCCAGAGGCUGAGAGGGCGCAGGCCUUAUUCGACAAGCCCCUUGCGCUGAGGAAACGGCAAGGCCAGGGAAUCCAUGGCCUCUAUCGCGGCUGGCGAAUUGGUAUGUGGGGGAUUGCCGGUAUCUGGGGCGCCAGCUUUCUUGGAAGCCCCGGUGCUGUCGGGGAGGAUGGAGCGAUGCCCAGUGGAGGCCGCUUUUGAUCAAACCGCAUGGCAUUGAAGAUUCGUGUAUCUGACACCCCCACAGUUGUCUCAAGUUAGCCCACCUGUUUAUCUUGUUACCAUACCCACUCCCCUUCGCUUUUCAUCCUUGUCCUGCUCCUAAUCAAGUCCUCGCUCCCUCUACACCCUAUAUUUUUUUUGUCCACCUAGCUGGCGCAAGGGGGGUGAAGGCGUUGGACCUGUUUGUGUUUAUUUUGUAGAUAUCAACGGCGGCGAUAUCCUUCCUGACAGUUCUUCGAAUCUCCUUUCCCUUUUGUUCCGGUUGUUUACAUGGGGAAUAUGUACAUCACUCAUCCCACUUUAGCGUCAUGAUACAUCAGCCAUCUCAUCUCCCUAUACAGAGCCAUUCAUUUCAGAUAGCAGUGGCAAUGAAUCCGUUCCAUCUGUUUCAAA
Aspergillus pseudonomiae is the source of this 2196-nucleotide messenger RNA. RefSeq names its product mitofusin complex protein UGO1. The coding region runs from base 250 to 1782 and encodes 510 amino acids. Lineage: Eukaryota; Fungi; Ascomycota; Eurotiomycetes; Eurotiales; Aspergillaceae. The record is from RefSeq and is a predicted model, not a curated record. The transcript has 2 exons.